GCAUAUUUUUUUCGGCCAUUUCCGGUUGUGUUUUACAGACGCUUCGUGUCUGUCCGAAGUUAUCGCCGUUUUUUGUUCGUGGCUUCGACUAAAUCGCGUUUAUGAAAGGAUAAGCAGUAUUCGGCCGAAACGUAGUUCUCGUUUUAUAAUACGUGUGUGUUGGUGAUAAUUUGGUAGUAAUGAGGAAUUGCUCGGUAACGUAUCCAAUCGAAGGAAAAACCUGGCGGUUGUGUAAAUAGCGCGUAGUGGUAACUGCGCGUAUGUUAUGCGCAUUCGCGGACAGAUGAGCGCGGGAUCGUGAUACCCAGACGCGAGGGGAACUGUAACACGGGUGGCUUACGCUGGGUAGUACUGUUUUAAUGGAGUUUACACGAAGUGUGUCGUGUAACGUGUAAUACAACGUUCUUGGCGCAUCGAUCGUCGUACGUAUAACGAGUGCUCGGUCCCAAAGGGGCCGCACAAUGGACGAUGCAAAUGUUAAUGGCGGGAACGCCGAUGAGGCGCGCGAGAAUCCUAACCUCGAAACUGGCAGUAUGCCGGAAUUACAAGAGACGCAAGAUAAUGUGGAAACAACCGCUAAAAUAGACGGUCAAGAAGUGAAUGGAGACAUAAAAGGCUCUUCAAAAAAGUCACCGAUCGUUAGGAGAAAGAUGCGUAAGUUCAAGGCCAAUUCAACCAGCACCAUCGAAAGCGAUACACCGUUGGACACAAAAGGACGCAAGCGUAAGCUCUCGGAACCCGAUGAUGCUAGUUCCGACGAAUCCAUGGAAGUCUAUGGAUUCGAUGUACAAGAAGCUAAGAAUGUUCAACUAAGAAUUCAUAUCCUGAGAAAACUAAUUGCCGAAGCUGAGACGGAAACUCAAUUGGCCAAGCGAAAUAAAUAUAGUAUAAAAAGGAAUUUCGAUGGAAGGAAAGAUGAUCAUGAUUCAGAUGAUGGUAAAAUGCAUCAUUACGAUACGGAACAUAUAUUAGAUGUAGAAAUAAUAAAAAAGGAAAAAGAAUCUGAUAAAUCAGAAACAGAUUCAAUUGGAAUACCAAAUACUAUGGAGUUUGAAUCGGAAGUACAAAAAUCAGAGGACGCUAUGAUAAAAUCGACAAAUUCAUCGGCUGGCAGUAGUCGGCAGAAAGCGGCUGUCGAUAUUACGAAUCCUGCAUUCAAAGAACCUUUUAAAUAUGGGUGGAAGAGAGAGUUAGUAUUUAGAGCAAGUACUGAUUCGAGCCUGAAAAGAAUGGCUGAUAUUUAUUAUUAUACACCAAAGGGCAAGAAAGUUCGAAGUUUUAGAGAAGUUGCGGAAUUUCUUAAUACAAAGGAGUUGACUAUUGAUAAUUUUACAUUUUUCAAAGAACCAGUUGGCAUCGACGAUCCUGAGAAGGAAAUUAUCCGAGAUGCGAAAAGAAUGAGAGGAUCCAUGGGACCGAGUACUGUGUCGCCUCGAAAAAAUGUUCCAUAUAAGAAAAGUACACCUGGAAGAAGGGCUGUGGCAGAAUCACCCGCUUCUGCGCCUGCACCUGUACCUACUAAAGUUGCUUCUAAAUCGCCGAAAGCGGCGUCAACGGGAUUUAAAGUUAAAGUGCCUGCAAAGAGAACUCCACAAAUAACAGAAAUAAAGCCGUCUUUCGAAGAAAGCGAGAUGCUUCCACCGCAACGGACCACAAGCACAAGAAGAAGCCAGCAAUUGGUUGAAAAACCACCACCUCCUAAACCUAAAAGAAAACUAACGACCAAAGUUCAAGAACCGUGCAGUAUAAGGUGCUCGACAAGUAUGGGGUUGAUACCAAGCUUACAAUGUAGUGUGUGUCUCUGUUUAUAUCAUCCGGAAUGUGUUGGUGGUGUGGAAUUUGCAGGCAGUGACAAUUAUAUUUGUAAGAAUUGUCAGCAGGAUACUAGUGAAUCUCAACAAUCUCAAACAAAUCCAACUUUGACACCCCCUCCGUUAAUACCGAUUAGUAUGCUAGGCACGCAAGGUGCAAAGUCGAAACAUCACGUUACUCUAACUCCACCAAAACUUCAAAGAAUUCCAAAAUCUGACAAUCCAGACUCGCAAUCUCGAAACGGUGCUAAAGUUUCAAAAGCAUCGUCGGCAACGUCAUAUUCUUCAUUGAAUUCAGAUAAAAAAGAAGGCAACUGGUUUGCGCAAGCGGAACAUGAAUUUUUACAAAGUCACGAUGGCGUUUUGCCACGACCAGCGCAAAAUAUUGCUCUAAUGGGAGGUAAAAAAUACAUUGUUGUGCCAAAAAAUAAUGCUAUGGCUGUACAGCCGGCAAUAACAGUGAAGCCUGAUAAAAUUGGUGAUAAACCUCCGAUACUCCAGGAUGGUUCACUCACCGAUAUAUCGAACACUGUCGAUAAUUCUAUACUCACAAAAACACGGGUUUCUUUGUCAACGAAAUCUUUGGGAAACGAUAGUAUUGAUGAAUCAACUGAUAAAGGUGCAUCAAAAGAUACAUCUCAUGCAGAACGUACUCUAUGCUCCCUAGAGAGGGAAACGAAAGGAACAUGUAAUAACAGUGAUAGAACAGAUACGUCGACUGUAAACGGAUCGGAAAAUGAUUCGGCCAAUUUAAGGACAGAUCUUGCAUUAGAAAGCAUUAAAUCAAUAACGAGUAAUAAAUCACCUGAACGAAUGGCUGUAAUAAAUAAUUCGAAUACGAUUAGUACAAAUAAUGAUCCGCUUAAAGCAGAUUCACGUCAAUCUAUAACAAGUAGUUUGGGUACCAUUAAAAUAAGUAGCAAAAGGAAACAACAUCAUCAGGAAACGGAACAACAACCACAUUUUAUGGAUUCAGUAUCUGCUGGUUAUCAUGCUUUGCUACGUAUUUUUCAAUAUCUUAAGGUUCAAGAAUUGCUUCGAGCUGCGAGAGUGUGUAAGAUGUGGCGAGACUUAGCUGCGCAUCCCUCUUUAUGGAAGACUGUGCGAAUGAAAAACAGUCAAGUCACAGACUGGGAUGGUCUAGCAGACACUUUACAAAGGCGCGGCACUCAACACUUAGAUCUACGAAAAAUGCUCGUAGCUGGAGAAUCAGAUAGCAUUUGGAAAAAGUUCUUAUUGGUAAUACCACGUGUAACUAGUCUCGUCAAGCUAGAGCUAUGUAGAUGUCCCGUGAUGGUAGUCGAGGAAGUCAUCAAGGGCUGUCCUCAAUUAGAAGUGUUGAGUGCAAUGUCGAUAAAAUGCGAUACUUUGAAUUUGGAAUCGGUUGGGAAUCUUAAACGUUGCCAAGAAUUGAGGCUCAAGGCAAUUAGCGGAAUGUCUCUGCAAGAAGAUCUCACACCUUUACACGAAUUAACACAAUUGUCACAACUCAGUUUAACAUCAGUUAAGGAACUUGGAAAGAAGAAAAUCGAUAUUAUACAAACUCUAGUAAAUUUGGAGACAUUAGAAUUAGGAGAGUGCUCUGAUUUCCCAGAUAAAUUUGGUACUACAGUUUUAAUAAAGUUACAAAAGCUAGAACGGCUUAGGCUUGAAAAAGGUCAAGGUUCGUGUUGUACAUUUGAUAUUUUGGAUGGUGUAUCUAAAUUGCAAAAUUUGAGUCAAAUGGAAUUGGUCAACUUUGACGUGAAAAACGGCUUUGACAAAUGUCUUGCGAAUUGUAAGAAUAUUAAAAGGUUGUUAAUAAUACCAACUUACAUAUCUCAAUCUGCAACAUCCAACAACAUGGUGCUUGGCGGCGUUACAGAAUUGUCAAAUAAUUUGACACAUUUUGUAUGGGGUGUUACACUCGAGUUACUUAGGGUUACAGAACUAUUUGUUGAUCAGUGUAACUUAAUGAAUAAACAAGUUACCGGUGAUUCGAUACCAGUCUUGAAACCAGUACCUUGUUUAAAAUUAAUCGAGGAUGUCGGGGAUGAGAAUGACAAUCAGAAAGGUGACGAUAAACAACAACCAAAUUUAACAAAUCCUCAAGUGGAUAUAUUGCCAUUGCCACAACUUCAAAAACUUUUACUAACCGCAUUGCCUAAGACGCGCGUUAAAAUUUUGAAGAUUCCUUUCCAUGCUACAUGGCGGCAAAGCAUUUCAGAUACUGCUACGCAAUAGAACAUAUGUAAUAAACUGUACAAAUACAUAUACUACGAGGGAAGAAAAUUACUUGAUAUAAGAAAAUUAGAAAUUUUAUAAAUUUGACUCCACAUGUCUGCACAACUAAUUGUAAAUUUGGUGAAAAGUAAUUUAAUAUUUAUGUUCUACGUGUUUUAUAGUCUUCAGUUCCCCUUGAAUAGUGUAUCGAUAAACUCUACAGUAAUCACAAAUACUGUUUCUAUUAAAGCGUUUAAUUACAAAAAGAAAUGAAGAAACAGGGGACCAUAAAGAACAAAUUUUACGAAAGUUGGUAUCCUUGUGUUGAAUCGUUCGAAAAAUGAAAGACAAAUUUUGUAGGCUGCGACAGUUUCAAUGUAUGGUCCACGGAUUAUUUGGUAUACUGUAACGUGUAUCCGUGUAAAGAGAAAUGCCUGAAUUUCGAAAAAGAUGUAUAUGUUUAUUAGAGUAAUUCUGGUAUGAAAUUAAGAUCUACAGAAGUUUCGCACAUGUUAAUUAAAAGGGAAUUGAUAAACGAACUACACUAAUUUUUUUUUUUUUACGAACGUGCAGAACUUGUAAGACAUCUUGUGUAAGAUGUUGAGUCAAGAUAGAUUGUACUCUUAAUUUCGUGACGUACAACGGAUUUCUAUUGAGGUAGCAGUGACAAAAAUCGAAACGAAAUCAGGUGGUCUAUAAGGCUCUAUGUAGUUAGGCUGUAUAAAUAACGGUAUAUAUUAUUGUAACUGUAUGUGUAUCUUUAAUAUUUAAGAUAUGAGUUUUCCGCUGCAAAGAAAUUAUGGAGAAGUUUAUGGGUAAUGUUGUAGAAUGUGUAAUAUACUUACGAUUCUGCAUAAUUCGUAAUCAAAUAUAAUAUUAUGAAAACUUAGUUAUUAAUCCAUACUUGGUACAAAUUGCGUAAUUAAGAUAAAUUCCCUAAUUAGGAUGUUAAAAUCAUUUUCAAACAUUAUAAUUAUUUUUGUUCCUUCCUUUCUUUUCCCACUUCUUUUGUUAUACUUAUCUUCAUCGUACUUUUUAUCCUGCCUUAAAUACAUUGUUUUUUAUAAGGAUGUUUUAUAAUUAGUUACCUUAACUUUGCAGCGUGAAAAUUCAAGUAAUUGUUUUAUUAUAUAAUUUUUAGUUGUACACAAACUGUAUAAUUUAUAAACAUUAAGGGGGAUCUAUAGAUACACUCCUAGUUGACAAGUUAAUCAGAAAAGAAAAUAUUUUUUAUGUUAAAUCGAGCUGUGAAUACUACUGAAUUAAAUUUAAGUAUAAAUAAUACAUUUUCAUGGCUCUUAGCCUUGGUAUAAGUAUUAGAAAUACUUUUAUAUCAAAGUAAUAAAUGUUAAACAACCAAUAGAUAAUUUAAAAAAAAUGAUCUCUUAAUAUUUUUCCAAAUUUUCAUUUCGUUCAUUUGUUUUUUAGUUCACGAUACGUAUUUUACAGAUUCUUAAUUCAUCAUAUUUUUCGUUUGUUUCUUUUACGACUUCAAACAAAAGUACUUGUCUUGACAAAUUCAUUCGCACAAUUUAAUGUUUUUUCGUUAUCUUUAAUAUUUAAUACAUUUUACUCCAACAUGGUUACUGUGUGUAUUAUAAUCAUCCUUAUAUUUAUACAAGAACUUAUGUGUGAAAUAGAAUAUUAAAUUUUUACCAUACGUAGAUAAUUAUUGACGAUUAACCUCUACUAUUUUUUAUUGGAUCCCCGUUAAUGUACUUUUAUAAAUAGAAUAAAAAGCAAUAUAAAUUUAUUCUUAAACAA
This is a messenger RNA of Hylaeus anthracinus, 5777 nucleotides long. RefSeq lists its product as uncharacterized. Gene Ontology annotation, molecular function: protein binding; DNA binding. The transcript is spliced from 10 exons. The coding region runs from base 462 to 4034 and encodes 1190 amino acids. The record is from RefSeq and is a predicted model, not a curated record. NCBI's taxonomy places the organism in Eukaryota, Metazoa, Arthropoda, Insecta, Hymenoptera, Colletidae.